This is a messenger RNA of Miscanthus lutarioriparius, 3306 nucleotides long. Lineage: Eukaryota; Viridiplantae; Streptophyta; Magnoliopsida; Poales; Poaceae. The record is from the annotation of a GenBank genome assembly.
AUGUUGCAGAGAAUCCACGCAAGAGAUGUCGUUGCGGCAAGAGAGGAAAUACUGGAUCUUAUUCAGGGGAACCUCAAGAACAACAUAAUCUACUUUGAUGGUUGGCGUGGCUUUGGGGCUACCGCGGUUCUUAGAUCCAUAGCACAAGCAAUUCCAUUUAUGAAGUCUCCUCCAAAAUUAUGCUUUGGCAGAACCAUUUACAUUGAUUGCUCAAGGUGGGAGAGUAAAAGGGUGAUGCAGAGAAAAAUUGCAGAGCAGCUGAAACUUGACCGGAAGACCAUGGCCAUGUUUGAGGAGCAAGAUGAGGAGGAUGACUUCAACGGAGUGGAUCAUGGAUCUAGGGAUGUGAUACGACAAGUUUCAGUAAUGAUUGACCAAACCCUAAGGGAAAGUAGAUUUAUGAUGAUUUUCAUUAAUGGAAGUACUGAUGAGGUUUCCCUAACCGAAUUUGGUAUUCUAGAGUAUGUCGGCAUGAUAAUAUGGACAUUUGGAAGAAGGUUUGUGACUAUGCAUGGGGGCCAUAGCAUUCAGAGACUAGCAGAGAAUUUAAGACACACAGGCCUCUUCAUUUGGACUUACAAGACUGUGCUUAAGGACUUAUCAGACUCACAGCUUAAUGCACUGUUUCUUGAAGAGGCUGCCAACAUAGUUGCUAACUAUCCAUUUAUGAGGGACAUCAACUUAACAAUGAUCAUAGAUUGUUGUCGCUAUGGAUUUUUCCUGCACUGCAAUUCUCGCAACAACUUUGGAUUGGAUUGGGCAGCUCAUGCUCCCAACUUUUGGAUAUGCGAUGGGAUCAUUCAAAAAGGGGACAGAACAAGGGAAAUCGUCAAUACAUUGGAUUCAGACAUAAAUUUUAACGGUGACGAUUCCCUGCUUGGUAUGGUGUUUGCUAAGAUGACGGAACAUUUAGACUCUUCUCAUCUUCUAAUUGAAGAUGAAGAUGAAGAUGAAGAUGAAGAUGAAGAUGAAGAUGAAGAUGAAGAUGAAGAUGAAGAUGAAGAUGAGUAUGAAGAUGAAGAUGAAGACGAAGAUGAAGAUGAAGACGAAGAUGAAGAUGAUGGCAGCGUUGAUAAAUAUAAAGAGAGGCCUUACCGUUGGAUUUCUGUCACCUCAAAGAAUAAGAUGCUUAAUGACAACAUGCAAACUAUACUGGCAAUGGCAUCAUCAAUCUUCCUAUCAUUUGACAAGACUGUGAGUGCACCUAGGUUACCAAAUACCUUGUUUAAACAGUGCAACAAACUUGGUGUGCUAGUUCUCUCAUGUUGUGCCUUCAGUUUUGUAUCCCCUCCUUUCCUCCACUGCAAUAAAUUAAGAUUUCUUGGGCUGGGCAAUUGCACACAUCAGAAUAAUAAUACAAGUAGUGAACCUGAAGGACGAGACUGUAUCACCAAGUGGGCAUUUCUGCAAAGCCUAUGGGUGCUUGACCUGCGUUACACAGACUGGGGUGAGAUCUUAUCUGAGGAAAAGAUAAGUCUUAUGGCUAAUAUCACAGAACUAAAUAUAGAAGGAGCUAGGUGCUGGCAGUAUACGGGUCAAUUAUUAGAGAAAAGGUUACCUUACCUUCAAAGACUUCGGAUAAUCAAACCUACACAUCAGGAAGAGACGACAUCCUUGGACAUCAACAACUCAUUUGUGGGUAAGAAACAGCUAGAAAUACUUGAUUUGUCUGGUAACAGUGACAUGAAAAGCCUAGCGACAAGCCUAUCAGAAGCAAGCAAACUUCAAGUACUUGUUCUAGAUGGUUGCGAUGGGCUUGAGAAUGUUGUGCUGCACAACUCCUUGGUAAGGUCAUUCAGUUUUGAUGGCUAUGGACCAGCGUCCCAUUGGACAUCAACCGGCAAGCUACCUCCAAUGAGUUCUCGUCCAAAGGGUCCAUCUGCUGUAGAUAAUAAGAAGGAUGUCAGAGCCUGCAAGAUAUCUCUAGAAGGCUGCACAUUGUUGGAGGAUCUGUUCUUGCGUGGGCUUCCCAACCUGGAGGAGCUGGACCUUUCAGGAUGUGCGAUCAAGGUACUUGACUUUGGAGCUAUGGUGGUGGAUGUUCCGAGGCUCAAGCGACUCUUCCUGCUAGGCUGCGAGAACCUUUGUGCAAUAAAAUGGGGCUCAUAUAAGCAGUUGGAAUUGAUCUGCAUAGACACACGGCCUAGAGUUGGAUGUGCUCAGCCAUUGUCCCUUUGCGCUCAACAGAAAUCCUUCCAGCUGCAGGUGCACGCAAUCUUUGCGGAUGCUAGGCAUGCUCGGUCCAUUUUGGCUCCCUUACAUAGUGCACUUUCCAAGGUUGCCCAUUGUUAUUUCAACAUCAGCAUCGCCUCUUCACCUGCAUGUACGGAGAUUAUUCAACCUGAAACAACAACAGACAAGGAGAAGGUGACUGGAUCUAUUGAUGACCAACGACACUAUGACAUAGCUGCUAGAGACAUGUAUUGUGACAUCUUUACUAAGGUUGGUAAUAGCCCAACCCCGAUGCAGGCCUUCCCGCAAGGCCCAGCGGGACAAUUGGAUUGCCAUAUCGAGAUUGGUGACGGAAGUCGUAGCGUGCAGAGUGAGGUGGAGGCAGAUCCAUCUGGUGAUAAUUUGGCUUCAUUGAUGGGAGAUCAUACCAAAUCCCUGCAUGUGCAUGAUGUCUCGACCUGCAGCAAUGCUAUGCCUAGAUAUUGGCGUUCCCUCAGGUGGUGCCGUGUCGAGAGGUGCCCCAGCUUGCACGCCGUCUUUCCUCCGGGCGCAGAGGAUUGGGAUGGUACGCUGGAGACCAUCUGGGUGUCGGAUCUCCGGAUGGCUCGUUGUGUAUGGAGCAAAGGUGUCAUCUACAAUUCUGGUGAUCGCUUCAGAAGCCUGCGGCACUUGCACCUGCGCUGCUGUCCAAGCCUCCGGUUCGGGCUUGCGAUGGGCAAGCGCCCCUCCUUCCCCAGCCUGGAGACCCUCCACAUCGUCCACUGCGGCGAACUCAGGCACGUCUUCGUACUGGGUCAUGCUGACGAGAAGUACCAGCAUACAAGCGUCGAGUUCCCGAAGCUGACCACCAUCCACCUGCACGACCUACCAGCGCUGCAGCAGAUAUGCAAGGCCGCCGAGAUGCUGGCGCCCGCGCUGGAGACCAUCAGGAUCAGGGGAUGCUGGAGCCUGCGCCGGCUGCCGGCCUUGAAGGGCCGCAACGAGCCAGGAAAGAGGAGGCCGACCGUGGAGAUCGAGAAGGACGUGUGGGACGUGCUGGAGUGGGACGCCAGGCACCACCCUUCCCUGUACGAGGCGCCGGUGCACUCGCGCUACUACAAGAGGCGCAUGCUCAGAACCACCGUUCUCAGGUAA